AUGGCUCGCACCAGAACGCCUGCAAAAAGGCUAAGAGUCUCAGAGUCCAGCGAAACAGAUACUGAUGAUGGAAAGUUGAUGGAUUUGACGCGUUCUGAUGCAGCGGAUGAUGAGGCUGCUGUCAAGGCGAAGGGACUUGUCCACAGCCAAUUCCUCAAUCCUGCAUACAGCGAUCUCUCCAUCAUCUGCGGUGACAAGCUCUUUCCGGCUCAUCGAAUCAUCGUCUGUCCUCAGUCAAACUAUUUCGAGGUUGCCUGUAAGGCGAACUUUGAGGGAGAGAAAGGCGAAGUCAAAAUAAACGACCGGGACGCGACCUUGGUGAGAAAGAUGCUGCAAUUUGUCUACACAGGCGAUUAUACUUGUGAUAUUCCUCCAGAAACAGGAGGAUCGGUGACAGCGACGCAUUUAACUCCCACUGUCGACGCGGAAGAAGAGAAAGGCGCCCCAGUUCUUGUUCCUGAUUCACACUUCCACGCUCAGAUGUAUGCCGAAGGCGACUAUUUUCAGAUCGAGGGUCUAAAAGCUAAGGCGAAGGAACGCUUUGAGAAGACAUUCCUCAGAACCUUAGAAAAAGAUUCCUUUGUCGCGACUGUUGGUGAGGUGUACACCUCAACAGCAGAGAAUGAUCGGGGCCUCAGAGACAUUGCCGUCCAACUGACGAGACAUAACCUGCCACAUCUGAGGACCGGGCAAAAUCCGAUUCUAAGUGCUCACCUUUUGGAACGUCUUCCUCAGUUCAUGUUGGAAAUUUGCGUUUCCACUAUGGACGAAUGUGCUAGGUACCAGAAGCACAGUCCAGCUUGGGCCAAGCAACAAUCCCGAUUUUGGGAUAGUCGGGGAUAA
Molecule: messenger RNA, 843 nt
Organism: Aspergillus udagawae
Lineage: Eukaryota; Fungi; Ascomycota; Eurotiomycetes; Eurotiales; Aspergillaceae
Product: BTB/POZ domain-containing protein
Exons: 3
Coding region: 1-843 (280 amino acids)
Molecular function (GO): protein binding
Source: RefSeq, a predicted model, not a curated record